CAUAAAAUUAUUAUGAGUCAAGUUAGAAUUGUCAUAAUAUUAAGUCCGGGCUGGGCUUCAAAAUUUGGAUACGAUUAUGAACAUUCUCCUUUUUCUACAAGUUCUUCUGAUGAACUUAAAAA
This is a messenger RNA of Funneliformis caledonium, 122 nucleotides long. The record is from the annotation of a GenBank genome assembly. NCBI's taxonomy places the organism in Eukaryota, Fungi, Glomeromycota, Glomeromycetes, Glomerales, Glomeraceae.